GAGCGCGCGGCCGCCUCCCCCUCCCCCUCCCCCUCUUUCUUCUCCUCCCUCGUCGCCGCCGCCGCCGCCGCCGCCGCCGCCUCAGCCUUCGCCUCAGCCACCGCCGCCGCCCGCUCCCGCCCGCGCGCGGCGGGAUGGACGAUCAAUCCAGGAUGCUGCAGACUCUGGCCGGGGUGAACCUGGCCGGCCACUCGGUGCAGGGGGGCAUGGCCCUGCCGCCUCCCCCGCACGGCCACGAAGGGGCGGACGGCGACGGCAGGAAGCAGGACAUCGGCGACAUCCUCCACCAGAUCAUGACCAUCACCGACCAGAGCUUGGACGAGGCGCAAGCAAAGAAACAUGCCCUGAACUGUCACAGAAUGAAACCGGCGCUCUUCAGCGUCCUGUGUGAGAUCAAAGAGAAAACAGGUCUCAGCAUCAGAGGAGCCCAGGAGGAAGACCCUCCCGAUCCCCAGCUAAUGAGACUGGACAAUAUGCUUUUGGCAGAAGGGGUUUCAGGUCCUGAGAAAGGUGGGGGAUCGGCGGCAGCAGCUGCAGCCGCGGCAGCCUCUGGAGGUUCUUCAGAUAACUCUAUUGAACACUCAGAUUACAGAGCCAAAUUGACCCAGAUCAGACAAAUCUAUCACACAGAACUGGAGAAAUAUGAACAGGCAUGUAAUGAAUUCACUACACAUGUGAUGAACCUUCUCCGAGAACAGAGUAGAACGCGUCCCAUUUCCCCAAAAGAGAUUGAAAGAAUGGUGGGCAUCAUUCAUCGAAAAUUUAGUUCCAUUCAGAUGCAGCUCAAACAAAGCACUUGUGAAGCAGUUAUGAUUCUAAGAUCAAGGUUCCUUGAUGCCAGACGGAAAAGGCGUAAUUUCAGUAAACAGGCCACAGAAAUCUUGAAUGAAUAUUUUUACUCACACCUCAGCAACCCCUACCCCAGUGAAGAAGCCAAAGAGGAGCUGGCCAAGAAAUGCAGCAUCACAGUGUCACAGGUAUCCAACUGGUUUGGCAACAAGCGAAUCAGGUACAAGAAGAAUAUUGGCAAGUUUCAGGAAGAAGCCAACCUCUAUGCUGCAAAGACAGCCGUGACAGCCGCACAUGCAGUGGCCGCAGCUGUGCAGAACAACCAGACCAAUUCACCCACCACGCCAAAUUCUGGUUCUUCUGGUUCUUUUAACCUCCCAAAUUCUGGGGACAUGUUCAUGAACAUGCAGAGUCUGAAUGGGGAUUCUUACCAAGGGUCCCAAGUCGGAGCCAAUGUGCAGUCACAGGUGGAUACCCUCCGUCAUGUUAUCAAUCAGACGGGAGGCUACAGUGAUGGCCUUGGAGGAAAUUCACUGUACAGUCCGCAUAAUUUAAAUGCUAAUGGAGGCUGGCAGGACGCAACAACUCCAUCUUCAGUGACUUCUCCCACAGAAGGCCCGGGAAGUGUGCACUCAGAUACCUCUAACUAAUCUCUGGCCACACUUUCCCCUGAGCUAACAGGCCUUGAGAAGUGCGUUCGGAGCAACAGGAGGAAAAGGAAUGCGUUCUUGUAGCCCACCAUCUACAGCUUUACUGUAAAACCUUGUCUUAUUAGAGAACUUGGUAAAUCUGUUUUUUAAGGAAUCAUAAUCAUUUGUAUUUAUACUUAAAACACACAAUGUUAAAAAAGCACUUUAUCCAAUUAGGCCAAGAUUUAACAUUGUUGACAGUCCUGUAGCUAUUUUAUCAUAAUUUAUUAUCAAUAUUUUACAUUAAUGGUUUCACAGUUGCCAAUUACUUGGCCUUAAGGGUAAAAAGUACAAUAUAUGCUAAACCUCAAUCGUUUGAGCAGAUGCAAAGAUUCACCUCACCUAAAUUGAACUCCUUGCAUAUUUCCAGUGCAGACUUUGAUUGUCUUUCUUUCAUGUCACUAAUGGGGUUGGAAUAAAAGAGCUGUUUGGCUAUCUCUGUUAA
Sciurus carolinensis (gray squirrel) is the source of this 1923-nucleotide messenger RNA. It is a transcript of the gene Pbx3, whose product is annotated as PBX homeobox 3. Gene Ontology annotation, cellular component: nucleus. Gene Ontology annotation, molecular function: DNA-binding transcription factor activity, RNA polymerase II-specific; RNA polymerase II cis-regulatory region sequence-specific DNA binding. NCBI's taxonomy places the organism in Eukaryota, Metazoa, Chordata, Mammalia, Rodentia, Sciuridae. Gene Ontology annotation, biological process: regulation of transcription by RNA polymerase II; embryonic organ development; animal organ morphogenesis. The record is from RefSeq and is a predicted model, not a curated record. The coding region runs from base 135 to 1439 and encodes 434 amino acids. The transcript is spliced from 9 exons.